Messenger RNA from Thlaspi arvense, 3235 nucleotides. The record is from the annotation of a GenBank genome assembly. Lineage: Eukaryota; Viridiplantae; Streptophyta; Magnoliopsida; Brassicales; Brassicaceae.
AGUAACUCCGUUAGGAUGGACCCCACCUUUCGGAAACACUUAAUUGGUAGAUACAGAAGCGAAUCAGGGGCAAAUCCGUAAAUAAGCAAAAAUUUCAAAAUGAGAAGCAAAAGCUCUCUCAUCAACGCCACGCCAGAGGAGAAGAGAGAGAGAGAGAGAGAGAGAGAGAGUGAGAGAGAAUAAGAAGUUACAGAGAAGUUUUAAAUUCGCAGUGCCAUUGUCUUUGCAUAUUCCUUUUAUUAUUUUAUUUGUCUAUUUUCCUGUUUUUUUCUUUUCUCACUUUAUAUCUCUACUUUACUCUCUUUUUUUUCCUGGGUUCUUCUUCUUCCUCUGGCUGCUUCAUCGAAAAAGAAGGUUUUUUGUUUUAUUUUUGUGGCGGCUUCAUCGUAAAAAUAAGGUUUUUCGUUCUAUUUUUGUGGCGGCUUAAGCCAUGGCGGAGAUAAGCCAUCCUCCAAUGGAACAGCUUCAAGACCUUGAGUAUUGCAUCGACUCUAAUCCUCCUUGGCCUGAAACGGUGUUACUAGCAUUUCAAAACUACAUUCUAAUGCUUGGAUCAAGCGCUUUUAUACCAGCACUGCUCGUACCAGCAAUGGGUGGGAGUGAUGGGGACAAAGCGAGGGUUAUGCAGACGCUUCUCUUUGUAGCUGGAAUCAAGACACUUCUUCAAGCUCUUUUUGGUACGAGGCUGCCUGCUGUUGUUGGAGGCUCUUUUGCUUAUGUUGUCCCCAUUGCUUACAUCAUUAAUGACUCUUCUUUACAGAGAAUCUCCAAUGAUCAUGAGAGAUUUGUUCACACGAUGCGAGCUAUACAAGGAGCGUUGAUUGUAGCAUCAACCAUACAGAUCAUUCUUGGCUAUAGCCAAGUUUGGGGUGUUUUCUCUCGGUUCUUCAGUCCUCUUGGAAUGGCACCAGUUGUUGGAUUGGUUGGUCUUGGAAUGUUCCAACGAGGGUUUCCUCAGCUAGGGAACUGCAUUGAGAUUGGUUUACCAAUGCUACUGCUUGUCAUCGGACUAACUCAAUAUCUAAAGCAUGUGAGACCUUUCAAAGAUGUACCAAUCUUUGAAAGAUUCCCAAUCUUGAUCUGUGUAACAUUUGUUUGGAUCUACGCCAUUAUCCUCACUGCGAGUGGAGCUUACGGAGGCAAACCAUCGCUUACACAGCAUAGUUGUCGCACAGACAAAGCAAAUCUUAUAUCAACAGCUCCAUGGUUCAAGUUUCCUUACCCUCUCCAAUGGGGUGCUCCAACAUUUUCAGCAGGCCAUUCGUUUGCUAUGAUGUCUGCGGUUCUUGUAUCAAUGAUCGAGUCUACUGGAGCUUACAUGGCGGCUUCAAGAUUAGCCAUAGCCACGCCUCCUCCUGCUUAUGUAUUGAGUAGAGGCAUUGGAUGGCAGGGGAUAGGUGUGUUGCUUGAUGGUUUGUUCGGAACAGGCACAGGUUCUACUGUUUUAGUAGUAGGAAGCCGUCGUGUAGUUCAAGUAUCAGCAGGCUUCAUGAUCUUCUUCUCUACAUUAGGCAAAUUCGGGGCGGUUUUCGCGUCUAUACCAGUCCCGAUAUACGCAGCAUUGCAUUGUGUCCUCUUCGGUCUCGUAGCUGCGGUUGGUCUAUCGUUUCUUCAGUUCACAAACAUGAACUCGAUGAGAAACUUGAUGAUCACUGGUUUUUCGCUCUUUCUUGGCAUCUCCAUACCUCAGUUCUUUGUUCAGUACUGGGAUGCUAAACAUUAUGGGCUAGUUCACACAAAUGCAGGAUGGUUCAAUGCUUUCUUGAACACGCUGUUUAUGUCUCCGGCUACUGUUGGUCUGAUCAUUGCGGUUUUUAUGGAUAAUACAGUUGAAGUCGAGAGAUCAAAGAAAGACAGAGGCAUGCCAUGGUGGGUGAAGUUUAGAAAUUUUCGAGGAGAUAAUCGUAAUGAAGAGUUCUACACUUUGCCCUUUAACCUUAACAGAUUCUUUCCUCCUACCUAGUAAAUUGUUUAUUUUAACGUGAUUUCAAAGUAAACGGAGACGCUGCUCAAAAAGGUUUUAGAUUAUUGACAUUCUUUUCUUUUGGUGGUGGUUUUAAUUGGACAAUUCCAUUGUUGAAGUAGGUUCUUCAAGAAGAUUCAAUAAGUUCUAAAUCAGAACAUAUUCUCGCUCAUUUAUUCUCAUGAAAUUGAGUUAAUUGUAAGAACUUUCAAUACUUCAGUCUAAAUAUGUAAUACAAAUUGCAAUGGGAUUCUUGCGGUCAUGCUUCAUAUUUCCAAUAAUAUUUCUUAUUAUCAAACCGGGAUAUUUUCGGAAAAAGAUUAAUCUAACCGUCUUACUGUAUCUGUCUAGUAAUUUCUUCAACAAUGACACGUAAUAUUCAUAGAAAUUUCCGAGGAUUGCAAAUUGAUUACCAUAGUAAUAUUUAAUAAACAAUGCCUCAAAUUAAGUUUCACAAUUUAUUAGUGUCUAUGAAAUAGAAAAAAAUUAAAAUCAUAUGAAAGUUAAAAAUCAUCUUUUUAAUCGGGGAAGCCUCAGUUUAGCCAGCGUUUUUUUCAUCAGAGUUUUAAAUCAGACGGUAAUUCCAUAUUUUAGCAAUAAUCAUCAUUGGUUUCUUCCCAUUAGAAAGACUAACUAGAUAUAACAAAAUCUAUAGAGGUAAAAAUAAUGUAAUCGCCGAAAUGGCUCCAUAGAUCGUAGAAAAUCAAGAUCCACAGGUUCCUAUCAGGAAGCGAAACACAAACAUUUGUUUCUGUCCAAUGUAGCAUCAAAGAUCAAUGCCAGAAGCUAUCAUCGACGUGGCAUCGGACAGUUUCAUCAAAUUAAAAAAAACAAAAUAAAUUAGAAACCCUCAGGAACCCUUUUCAAAUCACCCACACAGCGGACACAGACCGGUGGGAAGUACGGUUUAGUUUACCCGACCGGGCAGCCCGAACACAAUCCGUAGACAGAAACGGGUUAGGAUUCGAAUACGGUUGUGAACAAUGACCGGUGGAUUGGGAAAACUUAACCGGAUGCAAUCCUCGUUUCAGUCCACUGUUGUGUAAAGUGUCAUACGGCACUUCCUAUCUAUGGGAAUUCUUCUUCAUCGGGAUAAUCAAAAUUUACAAAAUCAAAAUUUUGAAAUCCAAAACCAAAACCAACGAUCAAAGGGUAUCGGAAAUCGAAAACUAAAUAUUUGACGAAUACUAAGGCUAAAGAACAAAAACAAUGAUCAACAAGAAUCGAGAGUCAAAAACUAAAGAAAUGGCGAAAAUUGAGGCUAUAAAACUG